Messenger RNA from Suillus subaureus, 1236 nucleotides. RefSeq lists its product as uncharacterized. The transcript has 7 exons. NCBI's taxonomy places the organism in Eukaryota, Fungi, Basidiomycota, Agaricomycetes, Boletales, Suillaceae. Gene Ontology annotation, molecular function: 2-oxoglutarate-dependent dioxygenase activity. Gene Ontology annotation, cellular component: cytoplasm. The coding region runs from base 1 to 1236 and encodes 411 amino acids. The record is from RefSeq and is a predicted model, not a curated record.
AUGGCACCAGUAGCUACCCGCGAGGAAAGCGGCAACGGAAUCAUCGGCAAUGUCGCAGAGUUGAAGAAAGCUCAGGCCAAUAAGCUAUUAGACCAUGAACCUAUGUUCAUAAAUCCCUUCUACUCGCCUAGUGCUGGGAACGAGAACGACGAUGACUACCAAUAUGCCAAGUACAAGCCCCACUUUCCAGUUGUGAAUUGGAAACCGCUCACAGAAAUUGAGGUCACCGACCGCGGCCACCUUGCAGACUCGAGCAAGGCGGCUCUCUUCAGUGCUGCACAGAAAGUGAAACACCUUACACCCACCAUUGGCACAGAGCUCGUUGGUAUUGACAUCCGGCAGCUAACGAAUCAGCAAAAGGACGAACUCGCCCUUCUUGUUGCGGAGAGAGGCGUUGUUUUCUUCCGAGACCAGGAGCUCAACAUCCACGAGCAGCUUGACAUUGCUAGAUACUUUGGACCCCUUCAUAAGCACGCAACGACCCCCGUCCCUCGAGAACCAGGACUUGAGGAGGUUCACGUUGUUUACAAUGACGCUGCACGACGCCCUGAUGCUAGCGCGUUUUCGAAGAUCGAGCUUUGGCACAGCGAUGUGACAUAUGAGAUCCAACCACCGAGUACCACGUCUUUGAAGGUGAUUACUGGUCCCGGGUACGGCGGUGACACGCUCUGGAGCUCUGGUUAUGCUCUUUAUUCCUCCCUCAGUCCAGGAAUGCAGACAUACCUCGAGGGUCUUACAGCUCUGCACAGUGCGGUCGCGCAAGCGGAGGGAUCCCGCGCGGCCGGCCUCCACAUCCGUCGCGAGCCCAUUGAAACCGUACAUCCUGUCGUUCGUGUCCACCCAGUAACUGGCUGGAAGAGCGUUUAUGUCAACCCUGGCUUUACUCGUCGCAUACUCGGUGUCCCAAAAUCUGAAUCCGACACCAUUCUCAAUUUCUUGUUCCACCAAAUCGCUGAGAAUGUCGACUUCCAAGUGCGCUUCCACUGGGAGCCGAAUUCAAUUGCGUUCUGGGAUAACAGGGUUGUCACUCAUACCGCAACUUUCGAUUUCUGGCCUCAAACUCGCCACGCACUCAGAGCUACGCCUCAUGGCGAGAGACCUGAGUCUGUUGAAGACUACGAGAGCCGGACAGGCAAAGUGGCGAAAGAUCGCCAGAUUGAGAUCUGGAAGGAGCGGGGAAUUGAGAUUCCUCAAUCGAAGAAGGGUCCGUCUCGGGCACGCGGAUACAAUGACUGA